AUGCCGUCAAGCUCAAACCUGGUGCUAGCCACCGUGUGCAAUCCACUAAUAUGCUUAUUGCAAUUCUCCUGGGCAUUUAGAAUUCUUGUUCUAUUAUCUAAACUUGAGCACCUUCCCCGUGGUCGCCACUGCACCACUGCAAUAUUGGUACUCAUCAUGAGCAACCUUCACUUAGACACUUCUACUUCCAAAAUAAUCAUAGCCCUGCGAAUCUCUUCCCUUUUCUUUCUCUUCUCUUCACUCAAUACCAUCCAUGGCUAUCCAAUCAAAGCUCACAUAUUCAUCUAUGCGGGCUGCUCACAAGAAAAGUACCAACCGAACUCACCCUUUGAAGCUAAUCUCAACUCUUUCCUAACCUCAGUUGUUAGUUCAUCUUCGCAAGCCUCUUACAACGCCUUUUCUAUCGGAAACGGAACCUCAACGUCACCAGAAGGUCCUAUUUAUGGCUUGUAUCAGUGCAGAGGCGACUUAAAGAUUUUUGAUUGUUCGAAAUGCAUCGAAAGCGCAGUGAACCAAAUCACUCUGAUCUGUCCUUACUCUUAUGGCGCAUCUUUGCAGUUACAAGGUUGUUAUGUCAGAUUCGAGCAUGUUGAGUUUCUGGGAAAGCUUGAUACAAGUUUAAGGUACAAGAAAUGUAGUAAGAGUGUGAAUGAAGAUGUUGAGUUCUUUCGGAGAAGAGAUGACGUCCUAGCUGACUUGCAAGGGACUAGUGGAUUUAGGGUUAGCAGUUCAGGCUUGGUCGAGGGUUUUGCGCAGUGUUUGGGGGAUUUGAGCCAAAACGACUGCUCUUCUUGCGUCGCAGAUGCUGUGGGAAAGCUGAAGAGUUUGUGUGGAUCAGCAGCUGCUGUAGAUGUGUUCUUGGCUCAGUGUUAUGCUAUGUACUGGGCUUCUGGCUACUAUGAUAUCUCAGUUGAUUCCUCUAACGAAGACCAAGUGGGAAAGACAGUGGCCAUUAUCGUGGGGGUAAUAGCAGGUCUAGCUAUUCUCAUUGUUCUUCUCUCAGUUUGCCGGAAAACCAUGGGUUGAUCUCUGGUUUCUUUCAAGAAAUGAGGAGAAUAUAUCAUGGUGAAAUUA
Messenger RNA from Fragaria vesca subsp. vesca, 1074 nucleotides. RefSeq names its product cysteine-rich repeat secretory protein 15-like. The coding region runs from base 1 to 1026 and encodes 341 amino acids. The transcript has 5 exons. Lineage: Eukaryota; Viridiplantae; Streptophyta; Magnoliopsida; Rosales; Rosaceae. Gene Ontology annotation, cellular component: plasmodesma. The record is from RefSeq and is a predicted model, not a curated record.